Haliotis rubra (blacklip abalone) is the source of this 2000-nucleotide messenger RNA. RefSeq lists its product as uncharacterized. Bases 23 to 976 code for a protein of 317 amino acids. The record is from RefSeq and is a predicted model, not a curated record. Lineage: Eukaryota; Metazoa; Mollusca; Gastropoda; Lepetellida; Haliotidae. The transcript is spliced from 6 exons.
AUGAGUAUACACAUUCGGCAUUAUGCAAAUCUUUCGCUUCGUGUGGAGUUUUGGCCCCUUAAGUGUUAUCUAUGUAUUCCUUGUAGUUGUCAAACGUGUUAGCACAGACUCUUCUCAUGGUCUUAAUGAAAACAAGCCUGAACUAUCGCAAGUGGUGCACGAUCUAGGUAAGCCGUCACGUUACCAUGGGAAAUCCUACAAAGAACUUCUUAUCAUAUUUGGGAUGGAUAAAAAUAAAAAGGGUGACCCAACACCGAAGGCGUCUCUCAAACAAGUGCACAAUGGAGCGGAUAUCACAAAAGAUCUUGCAGACAAAGAUUAUGAUAGAGAGGAUGGAAACAAGGUUAGGAGUCUUGGACAAGCUCAGCUGCCCAGAAAGUCACAGGAGGUCGUCAAGGCAAAUUCGAACGAAAUUGACGGUGUUAAUGGCAAAAGACAGUUUCACGAUGGACAUGUUGACUUGGCGACUGGUCGGGAGUAUACUGGUUUUUCUACAGUUAAAACUACAGACAUGUUUGCUGGAAGCAGAAAUGUUUCUCAGAUUACGAAGGGAAUGUCGUGGAAAGAAAUUGAGAGACAGAAGUUUUCUCGCAUGGUCAGAGAGUCGCCGAUGUUGCUUGGAGCAGGAGUUGGAGUAUCAGGGAGUUUGAUAGUCGCACUGAUUGUGACCGCUAUCUACUUGGUUCUCAAACGACGCAGGACUCGAUGUACGAAGCUACAGGAAGUGAGUUUUGGUACACCCAAAGAGGAGAAACCUAUAUACAUCAAACUAUCACAACUACAUCGACCUAAACGUAGCCCCAACUAUGUCGUCACAGUAUUGGAUGAGUCCAACUUCUCUGUCGACAGUGACGUCAGUUCCGAGGAAGAACUGUUUGAUCUGUCAGCUGUCGCGGGUGGGAGUCCAUGCAAGAAAAACAAUUUGAAUACGUUCAACAUGACGUCAACGCCGAAGAAAGACAACCGCUUCACGUGAUGACGAAUGUUCCGGUGGCGCUGAUGCAUAUGAGAUUUUUUCAGAUAACAGGAACAGUUAGCCCAUUGUUAAUAGGAUGAUCACAGUGUAUAAAGUUUUAAAGACAGAACGGAGAUACGGACUGAACCAGUUAGUGCUUAAUGAGAGUAGCAUCAUCGGUUACGGCUUUUCUGGGAAGACAUUUUCCACCCGGGCCCUCUCUGCAACGUCCAUGUUAUACGUGUUUGCCCACUCUAUAUACAGCUACGUUCGUCCACCUGUGAACAAACCACCUGUUGAUGUUCAUGGGUAACGGGGGAGAUAGUGCGCACAUUGAUGGUGGCGGUACACGCAGACCCGUAUCCCUUUACUUUAAAGUCAUGAAAAGAGAUUAAGAGUGAAUUGGUUCAGUUAUUUUAACAAAAGAGAACAUGUUAUCGUGAUGCGAUCAUUUACUCAAAAUGCCCGCUGCCCAGUCUACUUGCUAAACAACCACGAUUAACGGUACCUUCCCAUUAAGACUACUCCCAGUUUGACUACUCAUGAACAUAAACAUAUAAUGGAGCACCCCUACACUUAAUAAUGUACUCUACCUGUAUAGGGGAUUACUCCCAGGUUGUCUUCUCUUUGAAAUAAGGGAGACUCCCAGGACCUACCUAUAAUGAUUAGAAGCCAAGUGAAUCGGGGAUCUUGUGAUCAUUCAUUGUUUGUUUUGAUAUUUGGAGAUAACUCCUCUACUCGGAUUAAAACUUUGUAAACUUAUAGUACAGGUUGUUUGUGUUGAAAAUUGGACAUAAUCACUCCAACUUCCAUUCAAACUAUUAACUGUAGAACGCAAAGAUAUUCUCAAUCAUUUUACCGGUCAUUAUAACGAAGACGUUAUUCACUACCUUUUUACAUGUCGGAACUAUCAAAAUUUAAGAACUGUGUAUUUGUAUAUUCAACGAUACGAAGUAAAAACUACUUUAUACGGUAACGGCGCAUUGAAUAACUCAACAAAUAGUAGCAUUCUCAACUCAUUACACCAGUUCAUUUCUAAAAGUAA